UCAUGAUACUUCAAUCAAAAUGGAUGAUGCAUAUAAUUACUGAGUGAUCUUAGGAUGGAUGUUUCAUUUAAGUAUACAAGAUGAUUACUUUAAUACUCUCAUUGAUGAAUAUUGAGAUGUUCCUCUUGGGAGUGAGGAAUCUAAGCUGGCAUAUCGUACCUGAAGAGGGCAGCAUUGCUGGAGGAACAUGGAUCACCAUUAUUUUUGAUGGUUUGGAAUGGAGUUUCCUCUAUCCCACCAAUGGCUCUCACUUGGAGAUAAGUCUGGUAAAUGUGGAAAUUCCGCAGCUGCCACAUGUCCCAUGUGAUGUGUCUCCUGUCUAUGAAGAUUUUUCUGUGGUCAGAUGCCAAACCAGGUCUCUUCAGUGGGAGGCACAGGAAGGCACUUACUAUCUGGAAGUUCGUUCUGGUGGGCAGUUGUUGAACAAUCUGAGUCAUGGUUCAUGGGAUAACUGUACUUUCAAGUUUUCCAAGAUGCAAACACCCAUCGUUUACCAAAUUAACCCACGGGCUGGAGUACCAGGAAAUUUAAUACAAGUCUAUGGCUGGAUUAUUACUGGAAGGACUGAAACCUUUGAUAAUGAUGUUGAAUACAUUGAUAGCCCAGUCAUUCUUCAGGCCCAAGAAGGAAAAUGGAAUACACCCUGCUCUCUUGUGGACAGAGAGACUGGAAACAGGUAUCCAGUUGAGGAGAACUCUGGCCUAGGAACUUUGCAGUGUCGGGUAGAAGGCCACUAUAUUGGUUCACAGAAUGUUAGCUUCUCCAUAUUUAACAAAGGAAGGUCAACUGUACACAAGGAUGCAUGGCUGAUCAGUGCCAAGCAGGAACUUUUCUUGUUUCAGACUUACUCAGAAAUAUUAUCUGUGUUUCCAACAACUGGGAGCCUGGGUGGAGGAACAGACAUCACCAUCACAGGAGACUUCUUUGAUAGUUCUGCCCAGGUUACUGUUGCAGGUAUCCCAUGUGAAAUCAAAUACAUCUCUCCAAGGAAGAUUAAGUGUACCACUAGACCCCUGAAACAAGGUACAAAAUUCACAUCUCCUCAACCAGGCAAUCGAGGACUUCUCUUUGAAGCUGGAAAUGUUCAGGAAGGCCUAGAUCUCACCAGUACCACUCCUGGCUACAGAUGGCAGAUUGUUCCCAAUGCUAGCUCUCCAUUUGGAUUCUGGUCAGAGGAGGGGCAACAUUACAGGGCUCGGCUCAGUGGAUUCUUUGUUGUCCCAGAGACAAAUAACUAUACUUUUUGGAUCAAGGCAGAUAGCCCAGCCUCUUUGUACUUCAGUCAAUCAGAAGAUCCAGGGACCAAGGUAAAAGUAGCUUUCAUUCAGGAUGGCAUAGCUGACUGGUUUGAUUCCUGGGAGAUGAAUGGGCAUUUGGAGACCUGGCAACAGAAGUCCCCAAAGUUGGAAUUGUUGGGUGGAACAAAGUACUACCUGGAAGCUGAACACUAUGGCAUAACUCCUAGUCGUGGGAUGAGCAUUGGGGUCCAGAUUCACAACACUUGGCUGAAUCCUGAUGUGAUCAAUACCUACCAUCGAGAGAAGCUCCAGAUCCGAGCCAGUGCUCAGAGGCUCCCAGAGAUACAGAUGCUAAAAGUGACUGGCACAGGAAAAUUUUGUCUCACCUGGGAUGGUGUCUCUAGCCUGCCAGUGACUGUAAAUGCAACUGCUGCCCAGAUCCAAAGAGUGAUAGAAGAACUGCUCACAAUAAAAUGCAAAAUGGAACCACUUUCAGCUCAAAUACUUCUCCGUUUUGGAUUUGAACAAGGUCUACAAGAUUCUGGUCCUGAUGGGGACCUAAGCAGUGGGACAGAGCCCUUCUGUGGACGGUUCAGCAUCCACCAGCCUCAACAAGUUGUUAGAACAUCAGAAACCAUGCAGAUGAGAUACCAACUUGGUCAAUAUACACAUGUAAGUCAUAGUGCAAUAUCUAUUUCAGGCCACUUGAAUGAUACCAUGAUCAUCUCAGUAUCCUUCAAAAAUAAAUUUCAUAAGAUUGUAAAGAAGAAGAUUGCUUGUCGAUGGAGUACAGAACAGCUGAGGACUGAAAGCUGGAAGUUUGUUUGUAAAGACCUCUGGGAAACAUGUGUGCAUCACUCUGAAGGCCUCCAUGACCGUCUGGACAACUCUCCUGUGCUGGUGCAUCAAAUUGAUGUGUUUCCCCAAGUACAUGAGAAGAGCCAAUUCUACAUAGAUGAAAUUAUUGUUGCAGAUAGAAAACUAACAGUUUCCCAAGUCAAUUCCAGGACAGCUCGCCCAGGGGGGAAACUCAUUGAAACUGUUUCUGUGACUGGAAUACCACCAACCUACAACAUAACCCUAUGGCUGGCAGGAUGUGGCAGUGAACUUCCUCUCAUUCAGCCUUGCUACUUAGCACCAGAAGAAGCCAACGAAGACCCAAGAAGCAUCAGUGUGACAGUCCAGAGACUCCAAAGUAUCAGUCCACCUUUAAGAGGACAUUUUCAGAUCCAACUUCCUAAGACAGUGAUACCUGGCAUCCCCAUACACAUUUCUGCUCAUGACCUUCGUGAACUCCUUCAGGGCAGCAAUGAUGAUUUCGCAGCUCAAUUCUUCAGUGUCAGUGACUUUAAGGUGCAGAAAGAUUUAAACACCUGCUAUGAACACGUGUGGACCCUCACCUGGAUGUCCCAAACAGGAGAUUUGCCCAAUAUCAUCAGUGUCUCUGCAGAAAACCUAACUGGUGUGAAUCCAACUGUGAACAGUCAGGUAGUUUAUGAUGGUGGUGUUUUUCUUGGACCCAUAUUUGGAGAUAUGUUGGUUACUCCCAAUACAUAUCCUCAGGUAACAGUGAAAGUCAAUGACAUACCUGCUCACUGUCUGGGUUCCUGCUCUUUCCAAUACCAUCAAGAAGCAACCCCCUUACUUCAAGCUGCCUGGUACUCUUAUGGUGAUAACAGUAACCUGCUUGUCUAUAUUAUUGGAUCUGGUUUUCCUGGAGACUCUAAAGCUUUGAAGAUUGAGGUGAAUCAACAGAUCUGUGAAAUCAUGUUCUCAAACCAAACUUAUGUGACUUGCCAGAUGGACUUCUUACCAAUUGGAAAUUAUGAGGUGGUGAUGUUGAUAAAGCACAUCGGCUUUGCCCUCAAUGUCAGUGGAGGAAAGGGCAUCUAUUUCAACAUUGAACCCAAGCUGAAAGUAAUGAAGCCUUCUGUAGCUUCAGAGAUUGGGGGAUUUUGGGCCACUAUUGAAGGGACAAGUUUGGAAGAAGUAAAUCUGGUGUUAUUUGGGUCUCAACCUUGUCCCAUCAACAUCUCCUCCAGGAGCAUGGAAAGAAUCCAAUGCAAAGUCCCACCUUGGGGGAAUGGUAGUGGAAUGCUUGUGAAUGUGACCAUCAUCACCAGGAACCUGACAUUAACUUAUCCUAAGGCAUUCAAGUAUUCUCCUUCUUUAAAUCCAGUUAUCAUGUCCCUGAGCAGAAACAGAAGCAACACAGCAGGAGAUCAGACACUUUUCAUUGGAACUACAUCUCUGGUGAAUUAUACAGACUUGGAUGUGAAAGUUCAUAUUCAGGAUACUUUGGCUCAGGUCCUAAAACAAGAGCCUCAAGGUCUGGAGGUGACACUGCCCCCCUUGCCAACAGGGUGGCACAGCAUUUCAGUCACAAUGAAUGGUGUCAACAUCAGCUCAGAGGGAGUUGAUCUUCAAAUCCAAUAUAUUACCAAAGUCCUUUGGAGUGAACCUUGUUGUGGAUCCCUUUUGGGUGGAACUACUCUUACUAUCUCUGGAAUUGGCUUCAGCAAGGAUUCAUCUCUAGUUUCAGUAUCAGUGGGCAACCAGACCUGCAGCAUUGUGAACUCAACUGAAGAGACCAUCUGGUGUGAGACUUUAUCAGCUCCUCGCUUGCCUGGUACAGAGCCUCAAGCUGUCGUGCUUCCAAUAGAAGUCUCAAUUGGCAAUAUCUGUGCCCCCCAUGAUCCCUCAUUUGACUUGGGAAAGAAGGACUUUACCUUUAUAUACCACACAGCUUUAACUCCUUAUGUGACUGCCAUGCAAGGGCAAAUCAGAGGUGAUGUCCUGGAGCUAUACGUGGAAGGAAAUAACAUAUCUAAAUCAAUUGUCCUCUUGGGGGACAUGAAGUGUGACCUUGAGCUACAAUCCUUCAGUUUCAACAGAACUCAGUAUUUCUGUUCCUUACCGCUGGCAAAUGUGGAAGCUGGGAUUUAUCCCAUCCAGGUUUUUCAGAAGGAUAUGGGAUUUGCAAAUAUAUCUUCUAUACCCCACAGUUUCACAGUGUCCCCCCAGGUUACUGAUAUCUUUCCCACCUAUGGAUCAGUAUGUGGAGGGACAUUGCUAACUAUAAUGGGCUUGGCUUUCAAGUCCAGAAUGAAUUUAGUGCGGGUUGACCUCUCUGGCCCUCAUACUUGUGCCAUCUGGAAUUGGGAUGACCAAAUGAUCCUCUGCCAGGUUAGCCUUGUGGGGUACCUCCCUAAAGCAUCAUUUGCCCUGAAUGUCACAAUCACGGCUAAUGGGAUAAGCAGUGAAUGCCAAGGAAACUGUACAUUCUAUUUGCAGGAAGAGGCAACUCCCAUUAUAGACACAAUGACUACCAGCGUCAGUGGAACUUUGACUACCAUGUGGAUUGGUGGUCAGAAGUUAGCCACAGCCACUGAUGAGCUGGUGGUUUUGGUUGAUGACUAUCUUUCCUGUGAUAUAACCUACUUUAAUGCAACUCAGGUGGAAUGUCAGCUGAGUGAUUUGGGACCUGGUCUACAUCAUUUUUCACUUCUUAAUAAGAGAAGCGGCUUUGCUUGUCUACCCACCCUACCUUCCCAUUUCAGUGUUGCUCCUCGGGUGCUUGGGUAUCACCCUCAGAAUUUUGGUGUCAAUGGUGGAGGUCUCUUGACCAUCGAGGGCACAAUGCUGAGGGGACAGAACACAACUUUAGUCCUGGUAGGACACCAAGCCUGCCUCACUGUGAAUAUUAUUAGUUCUGUGCUCAUCCAGUGUAUUGUUCCCCCAGGCAAUGGGACAGUUGUUCUGGAAAUAGAAGUAAAUGAUAAGUUAUAUGAAGUGGGGAUGAUUGGUUACAGUGAUACCUUCACCCCAGAAUUACUUUCCAUUCUUCAAAUUGAUGGUUUGAUUGUAACCUUCAUUGUAAACCGAACCACUGGUGCUAAGAACAUGCAGAUUUUUAUUGGAGCAUCACCAUGUGGGGGCAUCUUGGGGAACCACACAGUCUUACAAUGCUCAGUUUCUCAGCUUCCUGCUGGAAAAUAUCAAGUCAAAGGUCAUGACCAUCUCAGAGGCUGGGCUUCAUCAACACUAGUGUUCACUUCUAAAGUAAUCAUUACAUCAAUCUAUAGUAACUUUGGCUGUCUAGAUGGAAGACUACUACAUGUUCAUGGAAGUGGUUUUUCUCCAGGGAACAUAUCUGCUACUGUCUGUGGUGUCCCCUGCAAAAUCUUGGACAAUGCUACGGUGACCAGCUUCAGCUGCCUUGUGCUACCACUAGAUGACUCCUUGGCUUUCCUGUGCAACCUAAGGCCCUUGGAGGAAAACUGUGAUGCUACCAAGGCUACCUAUAUCCAGUGUGAAUUGACUAUCACCAUGGGGACCACAAGUUUGUUAAGAUCUUGGUAUUACAUCUACAUGUGUGAAGAAAGUCCUUGGUGUACCUUUACUCUGGACCAUCAGAUAGACUCAUCCCUGAGAUUAUUCUCUGGAUUUUUCAUGAGCCCUAAAGUGGAAAGAGAUGAAGUUCUCAUCUAUAAUAGCUCCUGUAACAUUACCAUGGAAACUGAGGCAGAGAUGGAGUGUGAGGCACCUAAUCAGCCAAUUACCGCCAAGAUUACUGAGAUACGGAAAAACUGGGGCCAGAACACUCAGGACCACUUUCAUCUACAGAUCUGUCGUAGAUGGUCCAGAGCUUAUAGUUGGAUUCCCCAAAAUCGACCACAAGAUGGCGACAACGUCACAGUGGAGAGCGGUCAAACCCUGCUACUUGACAUCACUACUAGUGUUCUCAGUAUGCUGCAUAUUAAAGGUGGUAAGCUGAUGUUUACUGGCCCAGGACCCAUUGAGCUCCAUGCUCACUACAUCCUUGUGUCACAUGGUGGUGUGUUCCAGAUAGGAUCCCAGAAUGAACCUUACCAUGGCAAAGCUCUGAUUCUCCUUCAUGGGAAUUCUCCUUCCACCACCUUCUUUCCAUAUGGAGCCAAAUUUCUCGCUGUGCGGAAUGGGACACUGUCUCUGCAUGGCCUGAUGCCAGAGGUGAGUUUCACUUAUCUAAGGACUGCAGUUCAAGCCAAUGACACCAUGUUAGCCUUAGAGGACACUGUGGACUGGCUUCCUGGGGAAGAAGUCAUCAUUAGUGGAGUCACCCUGGAAGAUUCCCAAGAGCAAGAAGAAGUUGCUAUCAUAGACAGUGUGCAUGGUGCAGACCUCUAUCUUAGUUCACCUUUGAGAUAUUCUCAUGGCUUUCUAGAACAUAAUGUAACUGGAUAUCAUUUCACUUUGAGGGCUAUAGUGGCUCUACUCAGCAGGAACAUUGCCAUCAAAGGAAAUCACACCAGUGAGAGAGUGGCACACCUUGAUCUGUGUACUGAAGCCAAGAUUUCAGAAGAUGGUUUCCAGCACUGCUUGUAUUCAAGGAACAAAAAGAAUUUUGGAUCUGUUGAUAUGGGGGCUGUGGUUAUUAUGCAAUCCUUCCCAGGAGAACCCAGCCAGGUCCAACUACAAGGAGUCCACUUUCAGUACAUGGGACAAGCCUUUCAGAGACACUUAAGUGCACUAAAUGUGAUUGGAUCUAUGAAAGAUUCAUAUAUCCGGGGAUGUUCAUUGUGGGAUUCCUUCAGCAGGGGCCUUAGCCUGUCCAAGACCUCAAAUCUCAUUGUGGAGGAAAAUGUGUUCUAUAACAUUUUAGGCCAUGGACUACUAGUUGGGACUUACAUGGAAAUGAGACAUCUCCCUUGGAAGGCCGUCCCCAGAAGAAAAACUGACUUCUCAAGACAGGGGAAUAUAGUAAGAAGCAAUGUGGUAAUUGGAGUUUUGGGAACUGAAGGUCUUUCUAAUAUUGAGGUAUUGUCACCAGCUGGCAUCUACAUCCAAGAUCCAACAAAUGCUAUAGAGAGAAACAUGGUGUGUGCUGCUGGAUAUGGUUAUUUCUUUCAUCUUGCAACCAGUGAAACUUCGAAAGCUCCUCUUCUCUCCUUCACUCAGAAUAUAGCCCAUUCCUGCAAAAGGUAUGGUCUCCUGCUGUAUCCCAGUUUUGAACCUCCACGAGCAAAUGAUACUGGUCCCACUUUGUUCCAGAACUUCACAGUUUGGGGAAGCCAAGGUGGUGUUCAGAUUUUCAGAAGCAGCAAUCUUCAGCUUAAAAAUUUCCAUAUUUAUCCAUGCAAAGAUUUUGGGAUUGACAUCUUAGAAAGUGAUGCAAAGUCUUCAAUUACUGAUAGCUUAUUGCUUGGUCAUUAUGCUUUUAAGGUAAGUAUCUCAUGUAUGUCAGCCGGAUUAAAAACCCCUAAGAGACAGGAAUUGUUGGUGUCCAAAACGACCUUUGUGAAUUUUGAUAGAAACAACUGUUUUGCUAUAAGAACCUGCUCAAGCUGUUAUAGAGGGCAAGGUGGAUUUACUGUGAAGACUGAACAACUGAAGUUUCUAAACUCUCCUAACAGAGUAGCAUUCCCAUUUCCUCAUGCAGCUAUUGUGAAAGACCUGGAUGGUUCUAUUUCUGGGAAGAAGGAAAGUUACCUUCUUGCCUCUGUUGAAAAUCUUGCUUCAUCCUGUCAGGCCAACCAAAGCUUUGGUCAGAUUUUCAGGGGCAGUAUUUGUGGCCCAGAUGUAAUCUUUCAUCGCAUGUCUAUUGGACUUGCUGAAGCACCAGAUGUUGCUUAUGAUUUAACAUUGACUGACAGUAGAAAUCAGACGACCACUGUCAACUUUGUAAAGGACACGCUAUCAAACCUAUAUGGUUGGAUGGCUCUACUUUUGGAUCAAGACACCUACUUGCUGAGAUUUGAGGCUCCUUGGAUCAACACAAAUCUUCAGUAUUCAGCAACAUUUGAUAAUUUUACUUCUGGAAAUUACCUGCUGGUGGUGCACAAAGACUUGAAGCCACAUGCUGACAUCCUGUUGAUGUGUGGGACUAGAAUUGGCCAGUCCCUUUUAUCUCUUCCAUCUGUCACUCAUGACAAGGCCUGUGAUUGGUUCUUCAACAGUCAGUUGGGGGAGCUUACUUAUCUGGUUUCAGGUGAAGGCCAAGUUCAGCUUACCCUCUUGGUGAAGGAAGCAGUUAUUCCAACAACUCCAGUUCCAUCUGCUGUACCUGAAACCAUUUUAAAAUGGUCCCAUCCUACAACAUGGAAAGAUGUUGAAGAAGGCUGGGGUGGAUAUAAUCACACCACCCCAGCACCAGGUGAUGAUGUUGUGAUCUUACCCAACAAGACCAUCCUCGUAGACACCGAUCUCCCUUUUCUUAAAGGUCUCUACGUGCUGGGAACCCUAGAAUUUCCUGUGAACCGGAGCAACGUUUUAAAUGUAACUUGUAUUAUUGUUGCAGGUGGUGAGCUGAAAGUCGGUACUUUUUCUGAGCCCUUACAGAAAGGGCAAAAACUUUUGAUCCAGCUUCAAGUUUCUGAGGGAAUCUACUGUGAUCGUUUGGAUGGAAUUAAUGUUGCUUCAGGAACUAUUGGGGUUUAUGGAAAGGUGCAGCUUCAUAGUGCAUACCCCAGAAAAGCCUGGACACGUCUUGGAGCUGACAUUGCAUCAGGAAAUGAGAGGAUUCUAGUGGAGGAUGCAGUUGAUUGGAGACCAGAAGACAAGAUUGUACUGAGUUCUUCAUCUUAUGAACCUCAUGAAGCAGAAAUCCUCACUAUAAAGGAAGUUAUAGGUCAAAGUGUUAGAAUUCAUGAAUAUCUCAACCACCGACACCUUGGAAGUUCCCAUUCAAUAGAAGAUGGCAGGCACAUUUCUCUGGCUGCUGAAGUGGGCCUCCUGACUCGAAAUAUUAAAAUCCAGCCUGAUGUUCCAUGUGGUGGAAGAAUGGUCGUGGGGUCCUUUCAAAAGCCCAAUGGAGAAGAAUUUUCAGGUACUCUUCAGCUUUCAAAUGUGGAAAUCCAGAAUUUUGGAUCUUUGUUCUAUCCAUCUAUUGAAUUCAAUAAUGUAUCUUUAGGAUCUUGGAUCAUCUCUUCCACUGUGCACCAGAGCUGUGGAGGGGGUAUUUAUGUAUAUUCCAGCAAAAAAAUUUUCUUAUAUGAUAAUGUUUUGUUUGAUACUAUUGGCCAUGGUAUUGAUCUAGAAGGUCAAAAUCACACUCUCAUCAAGAACCUUGUUGUCCUGACAAAGCAGCCACAAAAAGCAAUGGACUGGGUAACAGGAAUCAAGUUGAACCAGGCCAAUGAUGUCAACCUUGUAGGGAAUGCUAUAGCAGGAUCAGAGAGAAUUGGCUUCCAUAUCAGGGGGCAUAAUUGUUCAAUGACUGAAAAUCUUUGGAUUGGAAAUGUGGUCCAUUCAAGCCUUCAUGGACUCCAUCUGUAUAAAGGAGAUGGAUUAUACAACUGUACUGGGAUCUCUGGGUUCCUUUCAUACAAGAACUUCGAUUAUGGGGCCAUGUUCCAUGUGAAAAGCAAUUUGGAGAUAGAUAACGUGACCCUGGUGGACAAUGUCAUUGGCCUUCUUCCAUUAGUAUAUGCAUCCUCUCCUGAACAGUGUGCCUUAGAAAAGAAACAGAUAAUUCUCAGGAAUUCAAUCAUCGUUGCCACAAGCUCUUCUUUUGACUGCAUAGAAGACAGAAUUAAACCUCUUUCUGCUGAACUCACAUCAAGAGAUCGAGCCCCACGUAAUCUCAGAGGGGGUCGGGUUGGCAUAUUGUGGCCUGGAUUCACUGGGGAACCAAACCAAUGGCCUCAAAAUGCAUGGCACAAAGUGAAGAAUUAUCCUUCUGUCUUAGGAAUUAUGAAGCUUGACGGAGUCACCUUUUCUGACUUUGUGAACAGCUGCUAUAGCAAUGACUUAGAUGUCUGUAUUCUGCCCAAUCCUGAUAGCACUGGCAUUAUGCCCCCAAUCACAGCUCAGAGGACAAAGAUGCUCAGGGUCAAAGAUCGGAACAAGUUCUACUUCUCUCUGCCUCAAUUCAGGAAGGAAACAGUGGAAAUGGUCUGUCCCAAAUUGGACUGUGAAGGUCCAAUAAAGUACCUUUUCAAAGACUUAGAUGGCAGUGCCCUCGAUCUGCCACCAACAAUUUCUGUUUUUCCAAAAUCCAAGUCAGAAAGUGUUGGAUCCUGCUUCAGCACAGGUAUAUAUAGAGAAGACCGAAAAUGUACCUAUAGACCAUGGAUGCAAGGCUAUGUCUGCAAACAGAUGGAUUAUGCAUUUCUAAUUCUUGACAGAAUUACCAUUGCUCCAGGGAUGAAAAAUCUAACUCCAGUGAUUUCAGUGACAAAUGGUUUUGUACAAACCUUCAAUAGUGUAGCUGCUUAUCCCUCCUGUUCUGCUUCUGUAUCUAUACCAGCUUUCUAUUCUGUUUUACCAACCAACUCAGUCACCAAAAUUUGCUUUGUGAAUUGGACUCCCCAAGCAAUGCGUUUUUAUCUUAGUGGGAGUGAAAAGUCCUCUAAAGUUCUGGCUAUAUUCUACCCUGAGCUUCAGAGUCCUCUGGUUUUCUUCCGUGGACAUUUUAUCCCACCUACUCCAGUUCUAUCAGACUCUUGGCAAGAGAGUGGGGCUGCUGGCACUAACCACUUCAGUUUCAUGGAAAAUCUGUUGUAUAUCCUUCUACGAGGGGAUGAGCCUGUUGAAGUGCAUUCUGUAGUUUCUAUUCAUGUAGCCUUCACAGUGACAUUAUCAAUCAUAAUGGAAGGCUGGGAACUAGCCAUUCAGCAAAGAUUGGCUCAUUUCUUACAGAUUGGCCGAGAAGAUAUAAGAAUUGUUCAUAUAAUACCAGGUGGUGAAUGGACCUUAAAAACCAUUGCAGAUGCUGUGACCAAAAGGAAACACCACUGCCCAACUGAGACCCUUUGCACUAGUUGCCAAAGCAUGGUUCAGCAUAGAAGGCUCAAAAGGAAGUUGAAACCAUGGAUCCCACCACCAACUGAUUCAGAAACCAAUUCAAAAGUGGUGGUCACUGAAAUUGGUGACCUAUCAGCUACAGGAAGUGUCAAAGUGACUCCAUCCUUAUCCAUUAACACAUUGCAAUGUUUGGCUCGCCUCAUUAUCACUGCUCAACAGACUGGGGAACUGCAGGAAGCCCUGGAUAUGCCAAUUGAGGCCCUGAUGAUCAGUCAGUCAGCUGGAGUAGUUAUUUCUGGAAAUUCAAGUGGUCUUGAAACUGGUGGUGUGGUAUAUAUACGACCAUAUACACUUUCGGUCCAAGUUCAGCCAUCCAAUGGAGAAGUGGGAAUAGAGCUUCCAGUGCAACCACACCUUGUCUUUCUGGAUAAACAGGGUUGGGUAGUAGACUCAUUAGGACCUCCUUCAGAACCUUGGAUUGUGACUGUUUCUCUGGAGGGAGCAUCAGAAACUGUAUUGAAAGGGCACACCCAAUCAGAAGCUCACCAUGGCCAAGUAAGCUUCUCCAAUCUGGCUGUCUCAAGCUCCGGGUCAAACUGGUACUUUCUUUUCACUGUGAUAUCCCCACCAGGUGCCAAAUUUACUGCUCGAUCUGGCCCAUUUACUGUGUUUCCUGUUAACAAGGGAGAAAAAUCUACCAUCCUUAUGACUCUUGUUUUGUGUUCAGCUGUUUCAUGGGUUGCUUUGUGCUUUCUGGUGUUUUGUUGGUUUAAGAAAAGAAAAAUUAAAAAAACAAAAACUGAAGAGACUUCUGAAGUUCAGGAAGAUGACAAAAAGAAAAUUCCUCAGAACAUAACUCAACAUCAUAUACAUCACAUGAGACAUCAAGGAAAACUGGAAGAGACUGAAAAAAAGGCCACCAUGACACAACAAUAUAUGAGACAAAAGAACACACCAGGCAAACUGAACCAUCUGCCUCAUCAACAGUCACUGAAUGAAUUAUCAAGACGAACAGCCCGGACUGGGCAAAGGCAAGGAGAAAUCAAGGAAGAAGGCACUUCCCAAAUAGAUGACAUUUCUCACCUUCCAUCUCAAGACCAUAUUCUCACUGUCAGUGCUCCUGCUCAUCAGGUAGCUAUCCAGGAAGUCAGAAAUUGGAAGGAUACUCAAGCACAGUUAGUUGGGUAUGAAAUAGCAGAACAAGAUCAAUUACUAGUGCUAUAUCCUGGCUUCCACCAAGAAGGUCAAAGGCUACAGGAGCAGAAACAUCUGGCAAAAAAAAAUGGUAACCUGGACUUCUGUUGGGAAAGGAAAACUUCUCAAGCAGUCAGAGACUUUUCACCCACAUUCAUUACAGCAGUCAUCUAUUCAGGAAUAAUUGUGAUCAAAUAGAAGCCUAACCAUUUGAGUAAAAAAUAAAAAUGUUGCAAAUUCUUCAGAUUU
Molecule: messenger RNA, 12407 nt
Organism: Antechinus flavipes (yellow-footed antechinus)
Lineage: Eukaryota; Metazoa; Chordata; Mammalia; Dasyuromorphia; Dasyuridae
Gene: PKHD1
Product: PKHD1 ciliary IPT domain containing fibrocystin/polyductin
Source: RefSeq, a predicted model, not a curated record